Fulvia fulva is the source of this 1488-nucleotide messenger RNA. RefSeq names its product FK506-binding protein 4. Gene Ontology annotation, molecular function: peptidyl-prolyl cis-trans isomerase activity; macrolide binding. Gene Ontology annotation, cellular component: nucleolus; chromatin. The record is from RefSeq and is a predicted model, not a curated record. Lineage: Eukaryota; Fungi; Ascomycota; Dothideomycetes; Mycosphaerellales; Mycosphaerellaceae. The coding region runs from base 1 to 1488 and encodes 495 amino acids. The transcript has 2 exons.
AUGUCCGGUCUUAUGCCAAUGGCUGUGUACGGCCUCGAGGUCCCAGCCGGCGAUGUCGCCAUCACUGCGAAGCCAGAGAUCCCAUCCGCAUUCCGCAUCACUAUGGCUGCCAUUGACCCCAGCGCUGAGCCUGAGGGCGAGGAGGGCGACGUUCCCCGUGCAACUCUCAAGAUCAUCCGCCAGUCGCUGAUUGACUACGAUGAUGAGGACGACUACGAUGCCGAGGACUUUGACGUCGAGGAGAUGGAGCGCAUGCUGGCCGAGGAGGAAGACGACGAUGACGAGGACAGCGAGGAGGAGGCUAACGGCGGCCCAAGUGACCCAGCCAAGUCCAAGGCCGCGAGGAAGGCAGCUGCCCAGAAGCAAAUCGCUGCUCUGCUUGCCGCGCAAGAGGAGGAGAUGGACGUUGAUGAGCAGCCGAACGGCGUCAACGGAAAGAAGUCUGCCAAGGCUUUGGGCAAGAUGCCAGCCAGCGACGACAGUGAGGAUGACGACGAGCACAGCGAGGACGAUGAGGGCGAGGAGUACGAGGAGUUCGUUCUGUGCACUCUUGACCCCACCAAGAACUACCAGCAGCCACUCGACAUCACUGUCGGUGAGAACGAGCGAGUCCUGUUCAAGGUGUCUGGUACCCACAGCAUCUUCCUUACUGGCAACUACGUUGAGCCAGCUCACCAGCCCGGUCCAGAUGGCUACGACAGCGAGGAGGAUUACGACGAGGAGGACUAUGACCUCGAGCCAGACAGCGAUGAGCUUGAUGACGAGGAGGAUGAGCUUGACGACAUCGAGGACCCACGCAUCACCGAGCUUGAGGAUGAAGAGGAAGCACCAGCUCUUGUCCCAUCCAACAAGGCGGACAAGAAGGCCGAGAAGAAGGGCAAGAACAAGCGCCCAGCGGAGGAUGAGCUCGCCAAUGGCGCAUCGCUUGACGAUCUCGUGACCGCAGCCAAGAAGGAGGCCAACGGCGAGGAGAAGCUCACCAAGAAGCAGAAGAAACAGAAGAAGAACGACGGAACUGCUGCCGCGGUCGAGGAGCCAUCGUCUGCGAAGUCUGACAAGAAGGUUCAGUUCGCAAAGAACCUCGAGCAAGGUCCUACUCCAACCAAGGACGCCAAGAAGGAUGAUAAGUCAAAGGCUGGGCUCGGUGUGAAGAAGGUCGGUGGUGUCACCAUUGAUGAUAAGAAGGUCGGCACCGGCCCAGCAGCCAAGAACGGUGACCGCGUUGGUCUGCGAUACAUCGGCAAGCUCGUCAGCAACGGCAAGGUCUUCGACAGCAACAAGAGCGGCAAGCCAUUCACCUUCAAGCUUGGUGCCGGUGAAGUCAUCAAGGGUUGGGAGAUCGGUAUCCAGGGCAUGACCGCUGGCGGUGAGCGACGCAUCACCAUCCCAGCCAAGCUGGCAUACGGCAACAAGGGCGCACCACCCGCGAUUCCAGGUAACGCCGACCUGGUCUUUGACGUCAAGCUCCUCUCCAUCGGCGGCCGAUAG